Molecule: messenger RNA, 1071 nt
Organism: Dreissena polymorpha
Lineage: Eukaryota; Metazoa; Mollusca; Bivalvia; Myida; Dreissenidae
Exons: 2
Coding region: 15-386 (123 amino acids)
Source: RefSeq, a predicted model, not a curated record
CGAACAUUGAGACAAUGGACUCAUUGACCCAGAUGGUGAAUAUGUCCUCAGCAUCCAAUGAAGCAGUGAGGUAUCCGGCAUGGAACUGGCGGGAUUGGGAAGAGUUUUUGUCCCGACUGUUUUGUCCUGUACCAGCGAUAAGACAAUAUCAGUACUUCCGCAUGACGACGGAAGAGCCAGGUGUGGUCACAAUGCGCACGAGAGUCGGAUGUCCAGAGGUCAAGGUUACAGUGGCUAUGGAUGGCGUCCAUAUUCCAUACCAACGACCGCAGAUUGUAGAGGCCAAAAGACUCAGCCGAAACAGACAGGAGUACUUGUACAAAGUUGUCAGGCCAUAUCUCAGCGAUGCUAACAAGGAUGCUACUUGCCCUUGCCCAGAAACAUAACUAUAGUUAUGUCAUCGCAUCUACGGCGAAAGAUUACACACAUUAUACUGUCAAAAUUUACAGGCGAAUGACAAAUAACUUCAAACUUAUUCUUCACUUCUUUUUGAAUAUCCUUCAAUGUCUGUUUGAAUACAUUGGUUUAUUUAUAACACAUUUAAAUAACACUUUUUCAUAUCAAAUGAAAUAUUUGUAUUCACUUCUGUUCGUUUCUAUAGAAUUCAAGGCAAACGAAGAAUUCUGCAUACAAUAUAAGCUGUACGAUAAAUAAAUUGUGAACAUGCUAAGAAUAAUUAUAAAAAUUAUUAAAGAUUACUCGACUCUUAAUUGUUAGGAAAAGCACUUUUGGGAAAUAAAAAUCUAACAUUUCAACACAAUGAAAUUAUUUUUAUUAUUAUUAUUAUUAUUGGAUAUUGUUGGUUUAUGUAUUAAUGGUGUAAUUGAUAAUGUUUGUUUUGAUGUGUGCAUUCCUAUGAAAAACUAAAUGAUAUGUUGUGAAAAUAUGUGAGAUUGGUUUAGAAAAAAAUGAUUUAAACUGUAUGGUUUGCUGGUCGAUGUAAAUAUAAGUGGACUUUGUUGCUAAGCAACGUAUGCUAGAUUACAGAUUAAUGUUAAUCACAACUAUUUUUAAAACAAAUAGAUACCUGAUAAUAUAUUUUUAACAAAAUAAAUGUGUUCUUAAAUGUUA